This is a messenger RNA of Bombyx mori (domestic silkworm), 962 nucleotides long. RefSeq names its product DNL-type zinc finger protein. Gene Ontology annotation, cellular component: mitochondrion. Gene Ontology annotation, biological process: protein stabilization; protein folding; protein import into mitochondrial matrix. NCBI's taxonomy places the organism in Eukaryota, Metazoa, Arthropoda, Insecta, Lepidoptera, Bombycidae. The transcript has a single exon. Gene Ontology annotation, molecular function: zinc ion binding; protein-folding chaperone binding. The record is from RefSeq and is a predicted model, not a curated record. The coding region runs from base 345 to 872 and encodes 175 amino acids.
GUGAUAUGUGCGAUAUUUUAUCUAAUGUCUCCACCCGCUUGGACGAACUAUUAAACAACCCAAAGUGCUUCGUAACUUUAUAGGAAUUCAUUAAAAACACAGUGAUAAAUCAAUAUAAUUAUUGUGAAAUGAAGUGAUGAAGAAACAGAAAAAACUGAUUUGGCUUAAAGGACUUUGUUUUCAAGCCAGUAAAAAAUUAUAAAAAAAAAAACCAGCUGUAACACUGAAACUUGAACGAACAAAUAUUAAUUUAGAAUUUAGAGCAUGAUAAAUAAUUACACUUUAAUAAUAAUAUUGUGAAACUUGUAAUAAUUUUUACUUUGAGUUUAAAAGGGAAAAUUAAGAUGACUACUAGAACUUUAAUAGAUUUCGUUGUGAAAUUCCACAAACCACGUUUACUCAACAACAUUGUUUAUUUCCCUAGCAGUGGCAAUUCAUUCUUCGGAAGGCGUUUAAUAAUAUCGGCGGCUCCCCUAUCAACUUCAACUCCAAAAAUACAGUCUCCGAGGCUUUUCAGCACGACAACAACAAAGUUAAAUGAAGUUUUAUCAGCAGAACAGAAGAAAACUGAAGGAAAAUUCCAACUAAUGUUUACUUGUAAGAAAUGUAACACAAGAAAUAGUAAAAUUAUUACGAAACUGGCAUAUUACAAGGGUGUUGUUAUAGUGAUAUGUCACGGAUGCGAAAAUAAACAUUUGAUAGCAGAUAACCUUAAUUGGUUUUCGGAUAUGGAAGGUAAAAAAAACAUUGAAGACAUCAUGGCUGAAAAAGGUGAAACAGUACAGAAAAUAAUGUCAACGGACCUAGAAUUCAUUGCUACAGAAUUAGUCAAAGAAGCAGAUACUCCUGAAAAGGCCUUAUUUCUAAAAUAACAUUUUGUUUUUCAUUGCUAUUAUCUUUUGAAAUUGGUAUUUUUCUUGUGUAAUUUUGAUGUGAUAUUCAAUUAAAUAUUUGUUAUGUUA